Molecule: messenger RNA, 1800 nt
Organism: Tarenaya hassleriana
Lineage: Eukaryota; Viridiplantae; Streptophyta; Magnoliopsida; Brassicales; Cleomaceae
Product: sialyltransferase-like protein 2
Exons: 12
Coding region: 100-1422 (440 amino acids)
Molecular function (GO): sialyltransferase activity
Source: RefSeq, a predicted model, not a curated record
GACGUGAGACUCAGAUCCAGAACUAUACGACGAAGCUCUGGCCUCGGAGUCGAAAAAGAAAACCGCUUUUGUCACCGGAAAAAGCGAAGCUGGAGAUCGAUGAGGCUCUUGCAACUAGUUUUUCUGUUAGCUUUAACCACUGGAAUCUCCGCCAUUCUCAUCUACAUCACCGGCGUCUCCAAUCUCUACGAGACUAAUCAGCUUACGAAUGAAGAUCUGGAGGCGUUGCAGUCUCUGCAGAGCGGAUUCCAGAAGUGCGUUAGAGCCAAUGGUUUGGGACUACAAGCUGUUACUGGUAAAGAUUAUUGCCAAGUCAUGAUGAACUUCCCGAGCGAUACUGUCCCUAAAUGGAAAGAUCCUAAGACUGGAGAGCUUGAAGGACUUUCAUUUGAGUUUAACCUAUGCGAAGCAGUGGCUACAUGGGAACAAGUCAGGAAUAGCACUACAAUACUCACCAAGGAGUACAUUGAUGCCUUGCCAAAUGGCUGGGAGGAUUAUGCAUGGCGCAGAAUUAAUAAAGGAGUACAACUGAAUCGCUGCCAGAAUAAAUCUUUAUGUGUUGAGAAACUUUCAUUGGUGCUUCCUGAAACACCUCCAUAUUUCCCACGGCAGUUUGACCGGUGUGCUGUUAUUGGUAACUCUGGAGAUCUUCUAAAGACAAAGUUCGGGGCGGAGAUAGAUACUUAUGAUGCAGUUCUUAGAGAGAAUGGUGCCCCGAUCCAGAAUUACACAGAACAUGUAGGAAAGAAGGGCACGUUUCGCCUUCUUAACCGAGGAUCGGCAAAAGCUCUAGACAAAGUCGUGGAGUUGGAUGAAACAAGGCAGGAGGCCCUACUAAUAAAAACAACAAUUCAUGAUAUAAUGAAUAAGAUGAUCCGGGAAGUUCCGAUUAAAAACCCUGUUUAUUUAAUGCUGGGUGCUUCAUUUGGCUCGGCAGCCAAGGGAACUGGGCUGAAGGCUCUUGAAUUUGCUCUCUCAAUAUGUGAUUCUGUUGAUAUGUAUGGUUUCACAGUGGAUCCAGGUUACAAAGAGUGGACUCGAUAUUUUUCAGAAUCACGACAAGGGCACACUCCUUUGCAUGGUAGAGCAUACUACCAGAUGAUGGAGUGCCUGGGUCUCAUUAAAAUCCAUUCUCCUAUGAGAGCUGAUCCAAACAGAGUCGUGAAAUGGGUGCCUACCCGCGAUACAAUCACAGCGGCAAGAAUUGCGGCAGGGAAGCUUUUAAGGAGAGUUGGAGCAAUGUCUUCAGAGCCGUUGGCUUCGUGCUCCAUAAUAAAGAAGCGAGACAAACACAAGCGUCCGAUGGUCGCACACCUCAGAAAACCUGCGACCGAGCAUCAAAAAUUCGUGAAAGGUGCAACCAUGUACCCUUUGGAACACAGUCCAGGGCAUGGUCAGGUUUGCAUUGUACCGGCCGACUGAGAGACUCUGAAGACAGGGACAGGUAUUACAGUUUCUACAAGAAUUCAUCCCCGGUCUGAAAAUUCACUUGUCUAGGAAUCAGUUUAUUGCUAUAAAGGGAGGGGAAACAGGUAUUAGAUGGACGAAAACCGAUUCAUUAACCGCAAGUUUGAAAGAACGGACAUUGCAGGGAUUUCGAUCUUCAACGCCGAGGUUAGGAUCCAUUCUUUUCUUUUCUUUUUUUCAUCCAGUUUCUGAUAUUUUAGUUUCAUUAAGAUCAGAAUACACGACGACUGAAAUAGGCAAAGAUUGGAAUUGUCUUUAAAAAAAAAAAAAGCGUAUCUGUGUUUUCGUUUUGUAAACUUUAUUGUGAUAAAAUGCAUAUCUGGGGGUUGUUUC